This is a messenger RNA of Penicillium expansum, 435 nucleotides long. RefSeq lists its product as uncharacterized. The record is from RefSeq and is a predicted model, not a curated record. NCBI's taxonomy places the organism in Eukaryota, Fungi, Ascomycota, Eurotiomycetes, Eurotiales, Aspergillaceae. Bases 1 to 435 code for a protein of 144 amino acids. The transcript has 4 exons.
AUGGCUGACCUUAUUCGGCCCGCUUUGUUCUGCAAGCACUGUGAGAUAGACGGACAUGAUGUCGUCCACUGCCAUCGUCUUUUUAAGGACUUGACUAGCUUUGCCACAGCCGUUGGCAUUCCAACUGGACAGCGCACCCAGAGCUCGAUAUAUCAGACUUCUGGAAUGCGGACACCCUACCGUGUCGCCCGCUGGGGCAAGAGAAAGAAGUCUAUCAACUAUGCUUCAUUCACCGCCGCGUCGGGAGUCCCUGGUCAGGGCAACCACACCUCAUCGACCCUGAGAACAUAUCUGAACCCAGUUGAGGCCCAGAUGCUGGCCAACUACUUGGAACAACACCGACGUCAGUGGUUAUCGCGUCGCAACUUUUGGGCACAUCUUUUUAUGUAUGAGGUGCCCUGGCAGCAGGAACACGGCAGCGACGUGCCACGUUGA